AUUUAGAUGUAUUCUCAGAAAAAUAUACUGAAAUGGAGAAUAUAACUAACAUGGAGAAUGUUGGAGGAGAAUGUGAAGUGAUAGAAGAUACAGAAUCUGAUGUUAUAGUCUUAGGUGACAGUCCACUAUCAUCCCCUAUUAAACAGAACACAUCUUCUAGUAUUCCAAUUACACUAGGUGACAGCCCCCUGACCCCAACCAACCCCACUAUAGAGACACGGACCACAAGCCGCUCUUCUAGUAGGUCCUCUCGUCAUAAUACAGAACAUGACUUUAUUGAAGCUAACAACACUAAAGCUUCACAACAAAGCACAGACCUUGAUGUUCAGGAUGUAACACCUAGAACUUCGAAGAGGAAAAUAUCACCUUCAGUUAAAGUGCUUGAAGCUAAAUCAAGGCGGAGGGUUUCAUCAGGUGAUACAUCAAAGGUUCCUGAUCGAACUCGAAAAAAAUCGGGAAAUAUGGCGGGGAGCAGUGAAACACGGACAGGACAGGAAGUAGAACUUGAUGUUACACCAGAUAAGAUGCCACUAGAUCAGUCACGGAGACCUCCUGGUAGAUCCCAUACACAGAGUGAGAGUUCUGAGUUAGGAAUGGAUGAAGGGGAGGUGGUACAUGCAGGGGUGGUAAAUAAAAGGUUCCCUAUCAGACCUGGCAUCAUAUGGGCAGCAGGGGGAAAAGUGGAAGCAAUGGAUUAUCAGAAAAAGUGGUUUCCAGCCAAGAUUAUGGAGGUGGAUGAUAAGGAGCUUGAAGUACUUAUUCAUUUUGAUGGCUGGAACCAAAGAUACGAUGAGUGGAUUUCCAUGGAUAGCGACCGUUUACGUCCAAUGGCACGGCAUAGUGAUCGCAAAACUGACAAGGGCAAAAAGUUCACCAAAUGUUCAGAAUUCAAGCCAGGUGAACAAGUUUAUGCUAAGUGGACAGACUGCCGUUUAUAUCCUGCUAAAGUUAUUGGACUUGACAGUAGUUCAGGGUCUUACCAUGUGAAGUUCUAUGACGGCUUUUCAAAGUUGGUAGAACCCAUGAACAUACGCACAAUGACAGCUGAACAGAGGAAAGAAAGUGAACCACUUAUCAUGCCGGCCACAGAUGCAAUUAAACCUAGAAGUGCAGAGAAAAAAAGGCUAUCUACUGACAAGGAGUCCCCAGUAUCAUCUGAUAAAGAAAAACCUACAUUGACUGAUAAAGAAAAACGCCUCUCUAUUGAAAAAGAAAAAAGACUUUCCAUUGAAAAGGAAAAGAAACCAUCAUCUGAAAAGCGAUUAUCAACAGAUAAGGAUAAAAGAUUAUCAUUAGACAAGGAAAAGAGAUUGUCGACUGAUAAAGCUCCACUUUUAGAAAAGGACAAAAAAUUGACUUCAGACAAAGAAGUGCGGCUUUCUGCUGGGAAGGAUAAGACAGAGAAACCAAAAGCUUUGGGCACCCCAGUCAAAAAAGCCGUCACACCAGGAAAACAAAGGACAACUGAAGAGCAGCGAAAGCAGACCAAUGCACAGUAUCUGAAGAAACGCAAGUUGAUAGUUGGCGGGGCUUUUCAGGAGCAAUCAAAACGGAUGAAAAAUGCCUUAGGAAAAGAUAAGUCGAAAAAGAAGGCUGUGGGCUCUCCAAUGAGCAAGACAGAUCUGAAGAAAAAUCUUGACCUCAAGUCUCCAAAAAUUUCAAUCCCCAACAUUGACCAGUUGAUGCUGCAUACUCCACCUUGGACACCUGCCCAGCUGGCCUCCUUAAACAUCCCUUCACCCAACUUAGAUGUCAGGUUAACUAAAGAGAUGUUACGUAGGAGAUCUCCACCUGCCACGCCCCCUUCUGCCACACCCACUCAUAGCAAGCUGCUAGAGAUUCUUAAGAAAGGUCCCAAAGUAGAGAAAGUUCAGCGCAUUGAAAAACGGUUGCCAGGCAAGAAAGUCAAGAGAGACAGGGAUGGGAGACUUGUGGGGGGUGAGAACAGAGGAAGGAAGAGCAAGAAGAGGUCAGUGUCCCCAACAUGCUCUGAGAGCAGCGCUACGUCACACAGUACAAUCGAUUAUGUUGUUCCAAAGAAGAGGGCUGGAGACAGCAGGAAGCCUUCUUCAGAGAGAAGCAAGCCAUAUUCGUGGGAGUAUGUACCUGCUACAACCCCAGCUCCCCAUGAGUUUCACAUAGAGGAGGACCAUAACCCCUACAAGUGCACCCACCCUGGUUGCAGUAAGGCAUUCCGUAAAGAGAAGUUGCUUGCGUAUCAUGUGAAGUACUACCAUGAUGCAAGUGGCACGAAUAAACCAAGAAAGAGACAGCAUACAAGCAGCAUGUGCUCGACUGAUUCGGAGGCUUCUAUGACAAGUUCAUCCAAGGUUCCUAAGAUAUCUCCUGGCAGGUCAAGACACCAUUCCAGAGGGAAGAAAGGCUCAGUGUCUCAGAUGUCUGAAGCUGGAGAAAAUCUAGGCGACAUUGGUAUGGAAGGGGUCAUCAUAAAGGAGGAAUCAGUUGAGGAUGCUCUUCCAAGUACAUCAAGUAUGACAACAGACAGUGACCUUAGAGAAAGGAUGCAAGUGGUGGCUGAAGAGGAGGAGGAAGAGAGUUUGUUGGAACGGCCUCCAAGGGAGGAAGUCAUUAACUGUAUUUGCCAAGAUGAAGAUGAGAAUGGCCUCAUGGUGCAGUGUGAGGUUUGCUUUUGUUGGCAGCAUGCUCUCUGUUUUGACCUCUCUGAGACAUCUAUGCCCAAGAAAUACAUAUGUUAUGUAUGCCUUGAUCCACCAGGUAUCCGUGAUAGCGCAAGGUCGAUCCAUGACCAAGACUGGUUCAAGUAUGGCGUAUUGGCAAGGUUUAACUUCCUCCCUCCACAAGAUGAGGAGAGUCCUGCCAUGAUGAAGGCAGCACAUGAUCUCAUGGCAGACAUGAUCAACAUCAAAUCUGUACUGACUGGUCUUAGUAGGAAACUUCUCAUACUCAAAAACAAGGAGCACCCAGACAUGAAGCUGUGGGUGAAAGAUUGGGACAGAGAGAUGGAGCGGGAGAAAGCUUUAGCUGCUGCCAUGGAGAUAGACAACAUCCCCAUGGCAACAGAUGACUUUAGUAAUGUCCGCUUUACCCUAGGCGAUGAACAUUCCCAGCAUUCCUUGUUCAGUGAUGUCAUAGAGACAACAGAUAAUGAUACUCCAACAGACAGACUUGAUAUUGGUGCCAUCAUGCAACAAGAGGAUUCCAAAAUGGAGCCUUCAAAGGCUUCUGUUGACAAUAAAAGCACCAUUAAAGAAAACUACAGCAAAGACUCUAUAACAGGAGAAUUUAACAUUGACUCGGCUGAUAAGGAAAAUAUUCAGUUGAUUGAUAAAGACUCUGAAGCAAAUAUUAAUGUUCUUGAUGAUACAGAUGAUGCCAUUGAUGUAGUUGGCACAGAUAACAAUAUUGGUGAUUCAGAAGCUACCAAUCAUGUGACUAUUAACUCAGAUAAAGAAAGAACACUUAAUGGUGGUGAAGUAGCACAAAAUGGUGUGGGGGCUGACCAUGAACCUAAGGGAGAUAAUACCACCCCCAGUGUCUCAAGUGCUGCGCCCCCUAGUACACUUAGCCUGGGACCUCCCAGUGGCCAAGACUACAAGCUGUCACCGCUGCCUAGCAGUGUACGGAUUGGGAGCAGUGUUUGGACACCUGUUGCUGCUGUCAAGAAUCUCACCAACUUUGAUGCUCAGCAAGAAGAUGAUUCUAUUUCUACAGUUGCCGAUUCUGAGAGUAACUUUGCCAACUGUGAGAAGCACCUGACUGAACAUAUACAGCGGGUACAAGAGGAGCUUGAUACACGGCUGGAUCUUAUAGAAGAUCAACUAGAUGUGCUAGAGACAGUGAGUGGAGUAAAUGUUCCUUUGAACCAAGACAUUCUAUCUGAUGUGCCACAACUCAAGAGAUCUCUUAGAACUCUGUUGUCUGACUUGGGCAAAGUGAAACACAUGGCAACAUACCAUUAGGCAAAGUGAAACACAUGGCAACAUACCAUUAGGCAAAGUGAAACACAUGGCAAC
This is a messenger RNA of Owenia fusiformis, 3995 nucleotides long. NCBI's taxonomy places the organism in Eukaryota, Metazoa, Annelida, Polychaeta, Sabellida, Oweniidae. The record is from the annotation of a GenBank genome assembly.